UCGUACCUUCUGUCAAUAAGACAGCUAAACCCAAAAAUCAUAUAAAUUCCAAUCCCCCGGAUCAUAUUUUAUUAUUUUACCUUUUCAGUUAUCAUACGCUUCAUCACACACUUCAUAUCAUACAGAAUUCAAAAACACUCUUUCGUAUAAUACAAAAUCAUGGCAUCCGUUCAGAAAGUACUUGAUACUUUGCACAUUGGGGGCAAAGCAGAAGCUGCCCCUCCUAAAGAGCCCAGCUCGACCGAGCUCGAACAGCUCAAGGAGAAGUACACCAAAGCAAAACAAGACCAAGUUUUUGCUUUCUACGAUACUCUCGACAUCGCAGAAAAAGCUGCUCUUUACGAACAACUCUCCAGUUUCGAUCCAGAAUAUAUUAAUGAAAUCACCGAUAAAGCACUCAAUCCACCCAAAGCUCAAGAUGUCGACGAAGGAACGGGCCUUAAACCACUCCCUGAAUCUGCAACUGCCAGUAUCCUUGAUUCAAAAGCUGAAGAUAUUGAGAAGUGGUAUGGGAUGGGCUUGGAUUUAAUGGCAGAGAAUAAGGUCGCAGUCGUGUUGAUGGCUGGUGGCCAAGGAACCCGUUUAGGCAGUUCAGCUCCUAAGGGUUGCUUCAAUAUUGGUCUACCUUCCGGGAAAUCUCUUUUUCAAAUACAGGCAGAACGUAUUCGCAGAGUUCAAAGAUUGGCACAUAAGAAGGCUGGUUAUGCAGCGGAUAAAAAGGUGGUUGUUCCUUGGUAUGUUAUGACCAGUGGGCCAACACGAGGACCUACCGAAAAGUACUUUGAGGAAAAUGGUUACUUUGGUUUAGAAAAGGAGAAUGUUAUUAUCUUCGAACAAGGGGUUCUUCCUUGUAUCUCGAAUGAUGGGAAGAUCCUUUUGGAGAGUAAGGGUAAGGUUGCUGUUGCACCGGAUGGAAAUGGUGGUAUUUACCAAGCCAUUGUUACAUCAAAUGUUUUGUCUGACAUGACAAAGCGUGGUAUUCAACACAUUCACGCUUACUGUGUAGACAAUUGUCUUGUUAAGGUGGCAGAUCCAGUAUUUAUUGGAUUCUCAGCAUCUAAGGAUGUCGAUAUUGCUACCAAGGUUGUACGAAAGAGAAAUGCUACCGAAUCUGUUGGUCUGAUCCUCCUCAAGAAUGGCAAGCCAGAUGUAGUUGAAUACUCUGAAAUCGAUAAGGAGACUGCUGAAGCCAAGGAUGCUAAGCAACCAGAUGUUUUGAAGUUCAGGGCAGCAAAUAUCGUUAAUCACUACUACUCUUUCCGAUUUCUGGAAUCGAUCCCUGUAUGGGUCCACAAAUUACCCCAUCAUGUUGCACGAAAGAAGAUUCCUUACGUUGAUACUGAGAAGGGUACAACCGUCAAACCUGAGAAGCCAAACGGUAUCAAGCUUGAACAAUUUGUUUUUGAUGUCUUCCCAAUGUUGGAACUUGACAAAUUUGCUUGUAUGGAAGUCAAACGUGAGGAUGAAUUCUCACCACUGAAGAACGCAAAAGGAACCGGAGAGGAUGACCCAGAUACUAGUAAGAAAGAUAUCAUGGAUCAAGGGAAACGAUGGGUACAAGCCGCGGGUGCUACUGUUAUUGGGGAGAGUACUGACGAUGGUAUCGAAGUUUCUCCAUUGAUCAGCUAUGUAAGUUGAUUCUAAUCACCUUCCAACUUGAUCAAGCUAACACAUCUCUAGGCUGGAGAGGAACUCGAGAAGCUAAAGGGCCAGACCAUUAAGGCCCCAGCUGUCUUAGAGAAGGAGAUAUCGUAGGAAAGGUCAGAUGGACAUUUUGAAAGUUUUCAGGUUUGGCUAUGGGCCCUGAUAGCAAUGUUACUAUGCAAUAUAGUAGGAGUAGAAGCACUAAAAAGUACCAACAUUCUGGAUUAUCAAUUGUUAUUAUAGUGUUUUUCCAAUGCUUCCCUAAUCAUGAAGAUCGUGAACUUAAGGAGCUUAGGGGAACUCAGCUGAUGACUCUAGAACCAAGAAAUACUUCUAGUGUAAAUCCUCAGCCUCUACUGCGGAACUAGAAUAU
Messenger RNA from Sclerotinia trifoliorum, 2017 nucleotides. The record is from the annotation of a GenBank genome assembly. NCBI's taxonomy places the organism in Eukaryota, Fungi, Ascomycota, Leotiomycetes, Helotiales, Sclerotiniaceae.